Daldinia childiae is the source of this 744-nucleotide messenger RNA. Its product is annotated as Pre-mRNA-splicing factor ISY1. The transcript has 2 exons. The record is from RefSeq and is a predicted model, not a curated record. Gene Ontology annotation, biological process: mRNA 3'-splice site recognition; generation of catalytic spliceosome for second transesterification step. Gene Ontology annotation, cellular component: Prp19 complex; catalytic step 2 spliceosome; post-mRNA release spliceosomal complex. Lineage: Eukaryota; Fungi; Ascomycota; Sordariomycetes; Xylariales; Hypoxylaceae. The coding region runs from base 1 to 744 and encodes 247 amino acids.
AUGGCGCGUAACUCGGAGAAAGCCCAGUCGAUGCUCUUUCGCUUCCGCGAGGCGCAAGCUGCGGAUUUAGGUAUUAUCGAUGCGGGACGAGCGCGGCGACCCAAGGUUAUUACAGAAGUAGAUUCGAUUCCAGCUUGCGAGAAAUGGAGAGGCCAAACACUCAAGGAAAUCAGCCGGAAAAUGUCCCGAAUACAGGAGACAUCUCUCAGCGACUACCAGAUCCGAGAUCUCAAUGACGAAAUAAAUAAGCUUAUGCGAGAGAAACACAUGUGGGAGGUACAAAUACGCAAUUUAGGAGGCCCUAAUUAUAUGCGUGGCGGCGGCAAAGUCUACGAUGAAAUGGGUAGGGAAAUACCAGGAGGAGGCAAAGGGUAUAGGUAUUUCGGGCGAGCGAAGGAAUUACCUGGUGUGAAAGAGCUGCUCGAGGCUGCUGCGCAGAAGAAGCUGCAAGACUCGGAGAAGCCAUUAGAAUCUCGCGAGGACCUAAGGAAAGCAGUUGACGCCAAAUAUUACGGGUAUGCACCCGACGAAGAAGACGAUGCAUUACUCGAAUAUGAGGCCGAGAAGGAGCGUGAGGCGUUUGAGGAGCUAUUAAAGCGAGGGAAGGCAGAACCUCCCCCAGGAUGGGAGUCACUACCUGGUGAUGUAGGAGAUGGUAAAGGGUGGGAGUUGCCCACGCUAGAGGAAGUGCAACAAGAGCUCAUAGAAAGGAGAAGGCGGAAGCUACUCGACCAGAUCCAAUAG